AUGGUGACGAGGAGGCUUGGCUUUGUGCCCAGAGCUGCCCCUUGUGAUGGUAGCAGAGCGGGAAAGGAUGAGAGCUACACCACGCAGCUCAUGCAGGAAAUGUGGCAGGAGGACAACCAAAUCUUCAGGUGGCAUCUGGUGAAGCAAGCAGAAGCUGGACGGAAAGGUGAGAAGCAGGUCCACAUACUCCUUGAGACCAUCCAGGACUUGCCCCAACCAGCCGAUCGACUGAUUCUGGUUGACAUCCUGUGGAAUGGAGAGUUGCUGCAUAGGGAAGCAAGGGUGGCGCACCAAUUUGCCAAUGUGAAGGAGCUCAUCGAAGCGGCAAAUGCGGUGGGCCUGUUCCAGGAUCGAGCCCUACACACCACUCUCUGGGUGCAGGGCAAGCAAUGCGAAGAACAUGAGCGCUUCAUACUACGCAGUGGAGACCACAUCCGCGUAGAGGCGUUCCAGAAGAAAGAUGCUCGAGCUCCUCGGCCACACGCGAGCAGAAGGCAGUGGUGGCGAUAUGAUGACAUGGGGGAGAGAGGCAACUUCGGGGGCACCCUCAGGUGA
This is a messenger RNA of Effrenium voratum, 555 nucleotides long. NCBI's taxonomy places the organism in Eukaryota, Dinophyceae, Suessiales, Symbiodiniaceae. The record is from the annotation of a GenBank genome assembly.